This is a messenger RNA of Aspergillus pseudotamarii, 282 nucleotides long. RefSeq lists its product as uncharacterized. The record is from RefSeq and is a predicted model, not a curated record. NCBI's taxonomy places the organism in Eukaryota, Fungi, Ascomycota, Eurotiomycetes, Eurotiales, Aspergillaceae. The transcript is spliced from 2 exons. The coding region runs from base 1 to 282 and encodes 93 amino acids.
AUGCGGUUCUUCUGGCUUCUCUCCUCAUUGUUCGUCACUGCCACCAUUGCAGCUCCAUUGACACCAGAGGAAAUGGGUUGUCCUCCUGGCGGUGGAGUGUGUACGAAUCCUAAUGGUUACUCAGAGGAACAACUAGCGCAAAUGGAGGUCCAAAACGCAAUUCUGAGACUUGCAGAAGCGUCGGGUACUACCAUGCCAGAACUUUGUGCUCGACUUGGUAAGGACAAAGUGCUUGAAGGGAUGAGGAAAGACCUUCCAGCCAUUGUCUCACUGUGCAAAUGA